This is a messenger RNA of Eurytemora carolleeae, 2881 nucleotides long. Its product is annotated as serine/arginine repetitive matrix protein 1. Lineage: Eukaryota; Metazoa; Arthropoda; Copepoda; Calanoida; Temoridae. The coding region runs from base 5 to 2785 and encodes 926 amino acids. The transcript has 12 exons. The record is from RefSeq and is a predicted model, not a curated record.
AUAGAUGAUGGCAUCUUCUUUUGAAGAUACAAGUUUAGAUACAACCUUGACAGAGUCUAGUCUGGAUACUAAACCAACAGAAGAUACUUCACAAUCCAGUGUAAACGGAGCAACGGAUGCAAAUACAUCUGGUACUGUUGGUGAAACUGUAGCCGAGGAUGAAGACGAUGACGACGAACUUCUUGCUCUCAGAAUUGCAGCACUUGAGUCGAUCAAAUUGAAGGAGAAGAAUGCCACCAAAGCUGAACCUGUUAAGCCUAAAGUUGAAGAGGAGAAGCGUCCUGAAUUUGUUAUAACUGCGCACAGGUCGCGAACCAAUCUAGUAUCAAUCAUCACCCAGCAGGAAGAAGUUGCUCAGACCCUUGUUCCUGUUCCAACCCUUCCUCUACUUACCAACAUUCCUCUACCAUACUACAGUCCACAUGCUCCUCCACCCCCCUUCAACCCCCUGGUAGCUCCGCCCCCUUUCAGACCCGUCUCUCCGCCCCGCACACGCAGAUUAAACUCUCCGCCUAGUCCAGUCCAACACUGGAGAUACAGAUCUAGAUCAAGAUCAUACGAACGGAGGCGAUCAUUCUCCCCCAUAAGACGAUCCCCACCCCGGAGACGGGUUGGAUCUCCGUAUAGAUCGCCGCCCAGAAGAUGGUCUCCAGGAAGACGCUCUCCUCCUAUGAGAAGAUCGCCCAUGCGACGAACCCCGCCGGGACCCCGUCGAUCUCCGUUUGACGGACGUAAAUCUCCUCGACGUGUAGAUCCAACCCGACCUAGAUCCCCUCGCUCAGCUCCUCAUCAGCGCAGAUCUCCAAGACGAGGGCCUCCUGCUCCCCGGCCUCCAAGGGAACCAAGUGUAUCUGAGUGGGAGACGGAUACAAAUCCUCCGACGGAGGAUGAGGACGAGAAGGAGGAGAGUAAGAUUGAAACAAAACCAGUGAUCAAGGAUAAGGAGAAGGAAAAUCUAAGUCAGGACGAUCAGACUAAAAGUAAAGACGUGGUGAAUGAUAUAAAGAACUCGGAAAGCAAAAAGACCGACGAGACAGAUCCAAGUAUGGACGAUGUCCUGAAGCUUGACGCUACAGCCGAGGUAGACGAGUUCUCCAAGUACUUGGACGAAUUCGCGGACGAGGUGUUGGCCGAAAAUAAACCGGCUGAGAAGAAACAAGAGAAAAAACCCAGAAUACAAACAGAACGAAAGAUAAUCGACGGAAAGAAGUUAAGAAAGAAAAUUAAAGUAAAACGUCAUGAGAACGGACGAACACCGAGCUUAAGUCCGGAUGGUGAUCACUGGAGACGAAGACGAUCUCCCGUGAGAAAUUCUCCUUUCCAACGCGAUUCGAACUCAAGAGGACGAAUCAAUCGCCCGUCUCCGGUUGGUGGAAUGAAAAAGGGAGAGAGGAGUUCCCGUCCUAAAGAUGAGACGGAGAUGAACGGAGAACAGAAGGAGACCAAGUUAGAACGGGAGGAGAGAGGGAGAAGAGAAUAUGAGGAGAGAAUUUCUAAACUUCCAACCCCGGAGAGGGAAAGGCUUGAAGCUCGAAGAAAAAAAUUCCAAGCACAGAAUGUUGUGAAAGCGUCUGAACCAAAAAAGAUCUCCCUGAGAACCAGCUCUGGAGAUUUGAACCCACGGAGCGAGAGGUUGGAUGAAAUGCUCCCGGAGCACAGACAUGAAUUUGACAUGAACGAGAACGGUAGAAUAGGUCGAGAUGCUGGCUUAUCUUCUCCGAGAAAAAUGCAGGUUACUGAUCUACGGGUUCAGUUGCACAAGAGAAAACAGUUAAAAGAAGCGGAAGAACCUCCUUACCAACACAGACGAGAUGAUCUGCAGCGCCGGGACGAACAGAGUAGAAGGAACGAUCUACCCCAGCGAGUCGAACUACUGCAAAGAGAUGAGGAGGAGGAGGAAGUGGAACGGAGAACACAGACUCCGGAACUAGAAGAUAUAGAUCUUGAUGAUCUUGGUCCUAUUGUUCCAUCCAAAGGAAGAAAAGUUGUUCCUCCAAAUGAAAGUAUAAUCAAGAAGAAGAAAAAGAAGAAGAUAGUUCUAAGUGAGGAUGAAUCUCCGUCUCCUCCCUCCCGCUCCGUCCUAGGAGAGAACAGGCGGAUCAUGGUUCGAAAAGUCUCAAUUUCUCCGGAGAUUCCAAUCAGAGUUAAAACUUCUCCGCCUAAAUCAACACUUAAGAAAUCUUUGCAUUUACGGUUGGGGGACAAAGUAGAGAACCUGAACUUCACCGAGGAGGAGAUCAUGGCAGAAAUGAUCAGACAGAAGGAAAAGAAAACUAAGAAGAAGAAGAAAGAUAAAAAGAAGAAGAAGAAGAGAGAGAAGAGCGCUGUGCUGAGCGAAACGGAGGAGAAGGAGCUAGAUGAGGAGGAGGAGGAUGUGUUUAAAUAUUUUGAGAGGGAACUAAGUCCUGUUAUAUAUGAUACCAGAGUUAAAUCUAGAAUGAGUAGCGGAGAUAGUGGAAGGUUGAGGUUUAGCUCCGGAGAGGAGUUAAACCAGAACAACGGGGAGAAGAAUGUACGGGAACGGUUGGGAGAGAAACUAGACGGAUCAGGAGAUAAAACCCGUCCUGGAUCCAAGGUUAAGUCUGCAGAGAAACCCCGGUCAGCUGAAAAAAUCCACAAAUCUAGAUUGCCGGACAAAAAAUCACCGAAAGUGGGGAAAAGAAAAAUCACAGAUUUGGAUGCGAGCAUCGAGGGAGAAGAUAUCCUGGAGAAGAUGAAAAGGAAGAACGAGAAGAGAUUGAGAAGGAUUCAGGAGAUAGAGAGGGAUAAACUUCUCAACUCAUAAAUAAGAGGGAUUCACACCUCGUACAAAAUAAAACUACAUAUUUACUAAUUACAGUUUGUAUAUGUAUUUGUUUGCUUCCAAGGAUAAACCGGUAUU